CAGGACGGGAGAGCGGGCAGGGCCCCGGCUCACUGUACAGAUGCACAGACUGAGGCCCAGCAAGGGGCCGAACCAUGUUCAGGGUCACCGUGCAGUCCGCGGCGAGCCAGGACUGCAGCUGAGUGCCCAGGCCCCGCCCAGAGACACCCUCCAACGCCGAGCCAGGGCUGCGUCUCCCCACUCCCCGAAUUGCUUCCUCAAAGCGCUCAGGGCCCGGUGGCCACGUCACACUCGACUGCGAAGGCAGCCAGGGAUAAAGGGAAGCUGACUGCCCUGAACGAAGAAUGCAGUAACCAAGCUUGCGGUUUGCACCGCGGAGAGGUCCCUCGUGUCCCGCGGGUGACCCCAGACGAUGUCGAUGAAUGAAGUCAAAGAGUCCCUGCGAGGUGUGGAGCAGAAGUACAGGCUCUUCCAGCAGCAGCAGUUCACCUUCAUUGCGGCCUUGGAGCACUGCAGGGAGAACGCACAUGACAAGAUCCGGCCCAUCUCCAGCAUCGGGCAGGUGCAGAGCUACAUGGAGCAUCACUGCUACAACUCCACGGACCGGCGGAUCCUGCUUAUGUUCCUGGACAUCUGCUCGGACCUGAACAAGCUCUGCCAGCAAUUCGAGGCCCUGCACACUGGCACCCCGGUCACCAACAACCUCCUUGAGAAAUGCAAAACCCUGGUCAGCCAAAGCAAUGACCUGAGCAGCCUGAGAGCAAAGUACCCUCACGACGUGGUGAACCACCUCAGCUGCGACGAGGCCAAGAACCACUACGGAGGCGUGGUCAGCCUCAUCCCCCUGGUCAUGGACGUGAUGAAAGAAUGGAUCGCCCACUCAGAGAAGCUGCCCCGAAAGGCUCUGCAGCAAGUGAGUGUGUCCCCAGCUCAGCAGAUAGCCACGGAGGCAGCCGCGCAUGCCCUGGCCGGGCUAAGAAAACUCAAGUUUAGGCAACUUAGGAAAGACAGCCUCAGACCUAGGGGGAGAGACAAAGGACACGCCAAGCCUCCCUGGAGGCCACCUUGCGGGAAACUGUGACCCAGGGCUGUGGGGUGUCCUGUCCAGUAAGUUUGGUUUGAACGGGUUGACCUGUUUUUACUGAUAGUCUGCCGUGAGGCCGGAAAAGGGCCAAUACACUGUUGAGAACCUUUCCCCUCUUGCUUCCACCCCUGAAAUUUUCGAUUCUGAUCUCUAUGCUGUCGAAGGGGAGCCCUGCCUACCAAGCUGCCAGAGCAGUGUGGUGUCGGGAGUGGGUGUCCCAGAGAAAGGACUCAGCUGGCAUCCACUGUGCCUGGCCUGCCCAGCUGUGGCUCCAGCUCCGCAGGGAGCACCCUUGCCCUGCCAGGGCAGUGAGGCGAGGCCCGAGCUCUGACUGUAGGACAGCGACACUCUGGGUCGGCCUGUGUUCGUGGCCUUAGGCUAAAAUGAAGGGGACAAGCCCGACUGUCCCUCUCCUGUACUUGGAAAGGGAGAUAAUGAUGGAAGCUGGGAGAAAGCUCUGUGGUGGCUUUUGCACAGGCACAGCUAAGGCCUGUACACUGUAACAUGCGUCCCUGACUUCCUGCAUGCCAGAAGUCACGCUGACUGUUGGUUUUUCCCUCCGCAGGGGACAACUUAGCUUCUGUACUGUUGCUUCCUCGGGGGGAGACAGUUGGGAAUAAAGUUCUACCGCCUCUC
Cavia porcellus (domestic guinea pig) is the source of this 1660-nucleotide messenger RNA. It is a transcript of the gene Spaca9, whose product is annotated as sperm acrosome associated 9. The transcript has 4 exons. Gene Ontology annotation, cellular component: sperm flagellum; ciliary base; acrosomal vesicle. The record is from RefSeq and is a predicted model, not a curated record. Lineage: Eukaryota; Metazoa; Chordata; Mammalia; Rodentia; Caviidae. Bases 353 to 1021 code for a protein of 222 amino acids.